Messenger RNA from Drosophila rhopaloa, 890 nucleotides. RefSeq names its product trypsin-1-like. Bases 1 to 771 code for a protein of 256 amino acids. The record is from RefSeq and is a predicted model, not a curated record. NCBI's taxonomy places the organism in Eukaryota, Metazoa, Arthropoda, Insecta, Diptera, Drosophilidae. Gene Ontology annotation, molecular function: serine-type endopeptidase activity. The transcript has a single exon. Gene Ontology annotation, biological process: proteolysis.
AUGCUUCAGACAGUUUGUCUACUAUUUCUAGUGAUCCUUCCGUGGUCGGCAAGUGGAGCUCCUAAUAACUGUGAGAUCGUUGGCGAUGUGGUCACGAUUAAGGAUGUGCCUUGGCAGGCAUCGAUUCGAUCUGACAAGAAGAACAUUUGCAGCGGUGUUAUCCUCAACACCAAAUACAUAAUCGCGCCCUCCGACUGCGUGGCAAAGAAGGCACUGCCCAGCCUAAAAGUCUCCGUGGGAAGUAGCUCGCGGGGCACGGGUGGCACUGAGGUAGGGGUCUGCAAAGUGACCAUCCACCCGCAGUCCGGCAAGAAGAACUAUGGCAGCAACUUGGCUCUGCUGAACCUGUGCGAAGCUCUAAAGCUCACGGACAGCAUCAAGGAGAUCCAGGUGAUCGACAAGGAGCCCGAUCUGAAGGCCAAUGCCACAACCUCCGGCUGGGGCAUCGUCAGUUGGGGGGCCAUGCUGAGGAAACCAUGCGCGACCGUCUCAGCGUAUGUACUACGAAAACUAGAUGUUAGCCUCCAGGAUGCGAAGUCAUGCUCCAAGGAUCGAAAGCGUUGGUUUGGCAUGUCCACUGGCAUCACGGAGCAGAACAUUUGCGUCACCAAGAAGUCCGAUAGCUGCUCCUUCGACAAGGGCGCUCCCCUGGUCAUCGAUGGCAAGUUGGCGGGCAUAAUGGCACUGGGCGAUUGCUCCAAGAAGCCCGAAGUCUUCAUCAAUUUGUUCCAUCACAAGACCUGGCUUGAAAGUAAUUCAAAGGACAAGUAAUGCCCAAAAUGAAUAGGUUUUUGGCUACAUCAAUUAUCUACAAACAUAUACCUAACAUUUAUCUAAAUAUCCACAUUUGUUGGACAAUUGUACCUAUACCUAUCGAAUAUAUUUAUUAA